Molecule: messenger RNA, 1306 nt
Organism: Radiomyces spectabilis
Lineage: Eukaryota; Fungi; Mucoromycota; Mucoromycetes; Mucorales; Radiomycetaceae
Exons: 1
Coding region: 74-1150 (358 amino acids)
Source: RefSeq, a predicted model, not a curated record
CUUUUCUUUAUUCUUCUUUCUUUCUUUCGUUGGUGUGCUUGUUUCUUUAUUCCUUUUCUAUACUAUUACAGAGAUGACGACUUCACUAAAUCAUAAUCAUGCUAUUGAAUCUGAUGAACAGUUGCUGCGAAGGAUUCGAGAAGAGGAUCAUGAUACAGAAGACGAAGAACCAGUCUUGGGUGAGAAACGGGCAAGCUACAGUCUCGAGACUCCUCCUAUUGUGAAUAUCCACGGACAAAGUGUACGAAACGACGUCUUGGUCGCAUUAUUAGAUCGACCCCGUGAAAUGCAAAUGUUGGCUCAACAUAAUGCCGAUUUCUAUACGGCGCUUCGUCACUAUAUUGAAGAAGUCCAAGGUUCAGAGGCAUGGCAACAGUUUCAAGAUCUCGUUUACUCGCCACGAGAGAAGAUUCCAGACCGUCUAUGGAUGGCUAAAAUUAGCCAAUUCCUUUCGCACAAUCCCGUAUUCCUGGGAAAGUUUAAAGAAAGCGUUGGAUACGAUGACGAAGCCGACAUGGGUGCCGACGAAGAGGAGGAUGUUGAUGAAGAAUACGACGCCUUUGACGAAGAAGAAAAUGAGAUGGUGUCACCAUUGACAAAAUUCAGUCAUACUGGCAGUGACUUCUCCGGUGAACACUAUCCAUCGCAUCGUCGUCGACAGUCUUCGCACAACUCACUUCACUUUGACCCGCAUCCGACUAUCACCAGUCCCACGUUGCGCGAAGGCGAAGAACAUUGUGGCAUUAAAGAAAACGGAGAAAUUGGCAGUCUGCUGACGCUGAGAGAUAAUCCAGACACCCAGCGGACAUUACCCUUCAUAUUCCCUGCAUUUUUCAGAAAAGUGGAAUUGCUAAUGUCCCCUUCCACGGCCAAGACCACUCGACGACGGUCCAGCCGAUUAGCGGAUAUGAAUGUAGGCGAUGACGAAGAUGCUGAAUACCAACCACGGCAUCAACAGGUAUGCGACGACGACGACCAAGACAUCAAUCCAUACGAUCAAUUUGUCCGAGUACUGUGUACAUCUCGACAACAACAGCCCGAUGACGGUGCAUGGAUAGAAAAUGUUUUAGCCAGCCUUGAUGGUUGGCCUAAUAUUCUGGAGGAAUUGCUGGACAUUAUUCAAACGGCAGUCAGUCGAAGGCACGAUUAAUAUAUACUUGUUCCCAUGGUUGUAUUGAUUCCACAAGUCAGUUCAUAAGUGCUUGUAGUACUGAACGGGAAGUCUUCCUCUUAAACGCGGUUUAUAUAGGAUGACGUACGGUUGAUAUUAUAUAAAAAACAUUUGGCAAUAAACUUGAGAAUGGUG